AUGGCGGUCUAUCAUGACCUUGACUGGCUGUUUGCAAUUGGCACCAUCUUCUUCAUGCUCUCCAUCUGGGCCAUCGGUGCUAAUGACGUUGCAAACUCCUACGCGACCUCUGUUAGCUCUAGGUCUUUAACCUUGAUCCAAGCCGGCAUUCUUGCCACCAUAACAGAGUUCAUCGGCGCAAUUGCGCUGGGACAACAGGUCAACUCGACCAUCCGCAGCGGAGUCUUUAGUGUCGAUCGGUUCCUCGAGUGGACGGCGUCCUGA
Aspergillus calidoustus is the source of this 264-nucleotide messenger RNA. The record is from the annotation of a GenBank genome assembly. Lineage: Eukaryota; Fungi; Ascomycota; Eurotiomycetes; Eurotiales; Aspergillaceae.